GUCCUGAGGACUGCGACGGAUUCGAAUUGCUGGAAGCCGAUCAUAUAUUUCGACUGGAAGGACCCAUCGACGCCUGCUGGGAAGACGUCCGACGUGUCGCGUACCUAGGUAGCUGCUUGCUAUCCUGCAACGCACAAAUUACGACAUCACCGCUGGGCAGGGUUGCUCUUGCACCAAAUACUAUUUGAAAGCCAUCUCAUAUGCACCUUCCAGUUCGUGUCAUCACGCACAGAAAGCACACUCAGCAUCGUCUUGCCGUUUUGCAGUAACCUCACUUACAUCCCCCAACAAAUCAUUAAAUAUCGCCUUUGAUCUCUCAAUAUGUUGCCUUCAUUGCAAGUUGUGGUAACGAGAGUGUGCUGCUUCAGGCCCCUUCACCAGGUGCGAACACAAGUUGCUUCCCAUCAUGGGCUACUCACGACCUAUUGAGCGCCGAGCUCACACGGUCAAUCGGAUUUCGGUCGUCUGCUUACUGUUCGUCGCCAUAUUGAUCUUUAGAGAUUUGUGGCAGCCGGGAACACUGUUCCACUCCUCUCCGAAUACUCGCCCCAAUCAAAAUAAAUCACCCACAGCCGCUUGUGCUGACCUCCCCGGGUCCAAUCGUGUCAUGGUUAUGAUGAAGACCGGAUCUACCGAACUUCACGCUAAGCUUCCCGUUCAUCUUCUCACCACGUUUCAGUGUGUCCACCACCUCACGAUCUACUCCGACCUUGCUCAGACAUUCGCCGACCAUCCCGUUCACGAUGCCAUCGCUCCCGUGACGUCUUCUCUACGUGAACAACAUCCCGACUUUGAUCUUUAUCGUCGUCUCGAGGAAUGGCAGUACGAGCGCCAAGACUUCAGCCAAUUAAGCGGUCACAAGAGCUGGAUGCUUGACAAGUGGAAGUUUCUCCCAAUGGUGCACCAUGCGUUCGUCAGCGCGCCUCUUGAGGUCGAAUGGUUCGUCCUGAUGGAAGCUGACACUAGCUUGUCCUGGUCUAAUCUCCUUUCAUGGCUGAACACCUUGAACUCUUCGGAAGAGCUCUAUCUCGGCUCCCAGAACAUCAUCACCGAUACUCAAUUCGCUCAUGGUGGGAGCGGCGUGGUCAUCUCUCGUGCGGCAGCUGAUCGUCUAGUCCUCGCAAGAAUCAACGUCGGCGCCAAGCUCUACGAUGCCAGUUGGGAGGACGUCACUGCCCACUCCUGCUGCGGCGACGAGGUCCUCGCGCAAGCCUUUGCCGCCAUCGGAAUCCAAUUAACCCAUGCAUGGCCCAUCAUCCAAGGCGAGACAAUCAACAGCAUCGAUUGGACACGCAGCCAUCUCUGCGCGCCCGCCGUCUCCUGGCACCACGUCUCGCCCAUGGACGUGGAGACCUACUGGCAAUUCCAGACGGAAUGGCUGUCGCAGCAUCAACUUCGUCGCCCCUCACGUCUCUUCGCUGCGAACAACAGACAGGAUCUCCUCCCACCGCCAUAUCUCUUCCGUGACGUCUUUCAGCGCUUCGUCCACCAACAUCUCGCCUGGAACCGCACCUCGUGGAACAAUCUCUCCAAAGAUAAACGCCUCGUCAUAUCAGACCUCGCAACCCCCGAGGACGUUCUUCUUGCGGAUCUGUCCGAGCUUGAACAACACGCCGUGGAAGACAUGGACGUUUGCGCGGAGGCCUGUCGUCAAGCGGGCCCGGAACGCUGCAUUCAGUGGAUGUUCCUGCCCGGCAGAUGUCAUCUCGGGAAAGAUCUACGUCUUGGCGCGAGCGAUGAGAUGGAGAUGCAACAUUGGACUUCUGGGUGGAUGUUGGAUCGCGUGGAGGCUUUGCUGCAAAGUGCGGAUGGGUGUGAGAUCCGCUGGAGAGGUUGACUGAGGCCCGCCCUUCUUGAAUGUUGACGGCAAACGCUCCGCCGCGAUUGUUUGGUGAGCGGGAACUGGCAAGCGCGAUUUGCUUGCGUGUAGGCAUACGAAGCAUCUUUCACGGACUUCUAAGGCUUCCCGGCUGUUGUUGCCAUCGCCAACGUCCGCUGCACAGUCGAUCAGUUUGUAAAUAUAAUGUAAUGCUUUCACGUCUACCACGGCAUUUGUGUCCUGACAGCAGUACGGCCAUUUCCUUUGAGAAAAAGUCUCCUGUCCGUUUUCAGGA
This is a messenger RNA of Dissoconium aciculare CBS 342.82, 2114 nucleotides long. Its product is annotated as glycosyltransferase family 31 protein. Lineage: Eukaryota; Fungi; Ascomycota; Dothideomycetes; Mycosphaerellales; Dissoconiaceae. The record is from RefSeq and is a predicted model, not a curated record. The transcript has a single exon. The coding region runs from base 407 to 1837 and encodes 476 amino acids. Gene Ontology annotation, cellular component: membrane. Gene Ontology annotation, molecular function: glycosyltransferase activity.